GGGAUGCUGGGAAUGAUUCUCCAUUAGCCUGGCGCUCUGAAGUUGUGAAGCCCUCUGAGCAUUCUGCAGAUGUGUCUGCAGGGACGACUUCACCAACUCCUACCUUGGAUGCUGCACAAAAGCCCAGCUCCCAUCACAGGGGAGAGACCAAAGACAUGGCAGGCAAGAAAUUCCAGGACCCAUUAGAAAUCAUGUGGCAAAUGCUGAAGGAACGUCUGCAGAGAGGACAAGAAAUGAAAGGAGAGCCUGUGCAGAAGGAAGCAUUUCCCGGAGGAAGCAGGGGUUCCGUGCCAGCCUCGGCUGCAGGAAAGGGGGCCAUGCCAGGCACAGGCACAGGAGAUGAGGUUGCUGGGAAGGCUUCUCCAUCAGCUUGGAUGAAUAAAGUUUUGAAGCCCUUGGAGCCUCCUGCAGAUGUGUCUACAGGGAGGACUUCUCCAGCUUCUCCAGCUGCUCCAGCUCCUACCUUGGAUGCUAUACGCAAGCCCAGCUCCCAUGACAGUGGUACUCCAACAGGGAAAGUCCAAGAUACAACAGAUAAGAUGUCCCUGCAGCCAUCCAAACAGAUGAGGCAAGAGCUGAAGGCACCCCUGCAGACAAGAGAAGAGAUGGACAUAGUGCUUCAGUGGAAGGUGGCAUUUCCUGAAGGAAGCACUCCAUCUUCGGUGCCAGCCCCUGCUGCAGGAAAGAAGGCAAAGCCAGACACGGGCACAGGCACAGCAGACUGGGAGGCUGGGAAGGAUUCUCCAUUAGCCUGGCGCUCUGAAGUUGUGAAGCCCUCUGAGCAUUCUGCAGGCAGAUCAGAUGUUGGGGCUCUUUGA
Molecule: messenger RNA, 818 nt
Organism: Passer domesticus (house sparrow)
Lineage: Eukaryota; Metazoa; Chordata; Aves; Passeriformes; Passeridae
Exons: 10
Coding region: 156-818 (220 amino acids)
Source: RefSeq, a predicted model, not a curated record